UUUCAGGGAUGGGUGAUUUAGAAGCAAAAUUGUUAUACUGUGAUACGGUUGGUUAUUGUAGCAGUAGUGAUGAAGAUGUUAAAGAUGAUAAGAGGAUUGACAGUACUUUACAACAAACGUACCACCAUCAUGACGAAGCUACAGGAACAAAGCAAUUAGUACCAAGGAAUUAUCGGAAUACAGGACCGAAAGGAGUAUUAGAGGAUUAUAAGAUUUGUAAGGAGCAACUUGAAGAAGAGGAAAUGAAGAGAUAUGAACAGAUUAUUGCUCAAGCCAAAAUGUGUACUUUGUCAGGAGAGUCAGAAAAUGAUAACUUGGAAGAAAUUCGAAGGAAAAGAUUAUUAGAAAUGAAGGAUCGUUUAUAUGCUAUAAGGAAGGUAGAUGAAUUAACAGAAAAAGAACAAUUCCUGAAUUACAUCGAAUCAAAUCGUGAUCGGUGGGUUCUCAUUCACAUUUACGACGAAGAUAAUGAGGGCUGCAUAACGUUGAAUAAAAUCUUUAAUACUCUUUCCAUUCGGUAUCCAUAUUUGAGGCUAGCCAAAGUUUUACCACUGACGAUUGGGAUGUCGCCACAGUUCAAGAUGAAAGCUCUUCCGGCAUUGCAAGUUUAUCGGGAUGAGUUAUUGGUGGGUAACUUUAUCCGCAUAACGGAUCAGCUUGGAGAGAAAUUCACGAUGGAUCAAUUAAUUCGUUUUCUAAGCGAGAAUGAAAUCGAGCUAGAGAUAUCCAAAUAUCCGUCAAAUAUAGAAGAAAGCUACGGCGAUGAAGAUACUACCGGUGUUGAUGAUGGUUACUAAAAUAUUGUUAUAUGUUAUAAUUUGGGUUGUGGUUCAAUUCAUUACGCAUUUCAUGUACCUUUUUUGGUUACUCGCCCCUUUAUCUACAUUUUCAAUGCUUUGUUUUAGUGGGAUUUUAAAGUAUAUGCUUGUACGUUUCUGAUAAAUUUACCCAUGUCGAGAAACGGUUUUCACCUGACUAAUAAACUAUACUUCUGGACUGGCUAUAAAGCCAAUGAAAUGAAUUUAGAAUAGGGAGCUUUUUACUGAUUGACUUGGCUGAUAAUUC
Loa loa (African eye worm) is the source of this 1065-nucleotide messenger RNA. RefSeq names its product phosducin family protein. The transcript has 5 exons. Bases 9 to 797 code for a protein of 262 amino acids. Gene Ontology annotation, biological process: regulation of G protein-coupled receptor signaling pathway. The record is from RefSeq and is a predicted model, not a curated record. NCBI's taxonomy places the organism in Eukaryota, Metazoa, Nematoda, Chromadorea, Rhabditida, Onchocercidae.